CCCUCGAUCUUCCGGCACACACACACACACAAAAAUUCUCUCAUCAGUGAUCAGUCUUCACUGACCGGCGAAGUGAGCUCGAGCUUGCAGGGGUGGUGGGAGCGGCCGGCGACUGAGUGACUGACUGGCACGAUGGCCGCCGGCAGGGUCACCGAUGAGUGCGCGGUGGCGGUGGCGGCGGAGCGGCUGUGGAAGGCGGCCCUCGCCGACCAGGAGCACGCCGUCCUGCCCAAGGCCUGCGCCGGCUACAUCGAGUCCGUGGAGGUGGAGGGCGACGGCGGGCUCGGGACCGUCACGACCAUGCGGCUCAACCCGGCGGUGGGCGGGGCGGCGGCGUUCCGGAGCCGCCUGCUGGCGCGCGACGCCGCGGCGCGCGUGGUGAGGUCGGAGGUGCUGGAGGGCGGCGAGGUGAGCGCGCGGCUCAGGUCGCAGGUGACCGAGGUGGGCGUGGAGCCGGCCGGCGACGGCGCCUCCGUGCUCAAGAUCGCCGUGGAGUACGAGACCCGCGACGGCGCGCCGCUGCCGCCCGAGGAUCAGGCCAAGCUCACGCAGGGCUACAUCGGCCUCAUCAAGAAGGUGGAGGAGUACCUCGUGGCGCACCCCGAAGAGUUCGCCUGAGGACGAAGCGAUCUUCUUGCCAAUAAUUUAGAGCCGAUCGUGUUCUGAGAUCGUGGGCUUGGGAGAAGAGUUGGUACAUGUUCUGAGGUCGUAUGUGUUCUGUUUCAUGGCGGUCAUCUUGUUUCAUCAUGAAUAAAAGCAUGCGUAUGGGGUGUUGUUUGCAGGCCAAAAGUUUUGAACUUCAA
Molecule: messenger RNA, 803 nt
Organism: Panicum hallii
Lineage: Eukaryota; Viridiplantae; Streptophyta; Magnoliopsida; Poales; Poaceae
Product: major allergen Dau c 1-like
Exons: 1
Coding region: 133-618 (161 amino acids)
Biological process (GO): defense response; abscisic acid-activated signaling pathway
Cellular component (GO): cytoplasm; nucleus
Molecular function (GO): abscisic acid binding; signaling receptor activity; protein phosphatase inhibitor activity
Source: RefSeq, a predicted model, not a curated record